UGUCCUCAGUCAUGAGCUACAACCUAUCCACAGAUAAAGAAGAAAGCAGGUAGGAGCAGCUGAACCUGCUUUCUUUUCUCUCUGUUUCUAACCGGAGUGAGUUUGUCCUCGUAUUUUCCUUGUCUUCUCUACUUUGGUAACAGAUAUUGAAAGUUAAAGAGGAAAGCCUUUGCCACUAAAUGCAGCAUGGGGUCUGAUGAGGCAUACAAUUUUGUCUUCAAAGUGGUCUUGAUAGGGGAGUCUGGCGUAGGAAAGAGCAACCUUCUGUCUCGCUUCACUAAGAAUGAGUUCAGUCACGAGAGUCGUACUACCAUCGGCGUCGAGUUCAGCACGCGGAGUGUUCAGCUGGACAACUACACCAUCAAAGCCCAAAUCUGGGACACAGCUGGGCUGGAGCGCUACAGAGCUAUCACCUCAGCGUAUUAUAGGGGAGCCGUUGGAGCGCUGUUGGUUUAUGAUAUUAGCAAGCACCUGACUUACGAGAGCGCAGAUCGAUGGUUGAAAGAGCUCUUCGACCAUGCAGACCCUCACAUCGUGGUCAUGCUGGUGGGAAACAAGAGAGACUUGGAUACCCUCAGAACCGUGCCAACAGAGGAGGGCAAGGACUUUGCAGAGAAGAGAGGUAUCUUGUUCAUGGAGACAUCAGCGUUGGACUCCACCAAUGUCGAAGUUGCUUUCAAUAAAGUCCUCAUAGCGAUUCAUAAGAAGGUGGCCAGCAGGGAGGUGACCCGCGGCUCCAUUUGUGCCGUGACCCUCUCCAGCCCCAUCGGACUCAAAGGCGAGGCACAGGGGGAGCGGAGAAACUGCUGCAAGAGCUCCUAACAGACUGCUCUGCCCGGUAAAGACCUGCUCUGCCCAAAGUGAAACCAACGUCACAAUUGACUGUCGCUGAAACUUAAGCGUGACGUCAUUCACAUCCAAUUUGAAGAGCGAGGUACCUGCUUAACACUUGAGCAGUCAAUAUGCAAACCUCUUUAAAUAUAAAAGCUCAAAAACAAUAGAUUAAGAUCUGGAUUUUGAGAAAAUCUAUAUUUGAUAUGCUAUAUUUCUUGUGGUGGCUAAUGGGUGUGUUUUACUAGAGGUAGAUGUGCAAUUUUUUUUAAAAGACGUAAAGUUGUAUUGCUUUUACGAAGCAAUGCACUGGGAUUCACUUGGAAUAAAUUAUUUACGGCAUUCUGUCUGUGUGUGUAAUUGCCACACAAAGUCAUGACUUCAUUAUCUGCAUUAGACACGUUAUCUGAACUAGAGGAGGGAAUAGGAGAGAGGGCUGAUCUGACAUAAUGAGUGGUGGAAGAAGUAGUGAGAUCCCCAAUGUAAAACAACACUGUUAUCAGUAAGUUACUUUAGUAAAAGUGCAGAAGUUUAAUCAACAAAAUAUAGUCUGAUAAGACUAUUGUAUAUAUUACAGGGAUGUUAUUAUUGAUGCAUUAACAUGUAAGCAGUGUUUAAUGUUGAGGCUGAUGAGGUGAAGCAAGCUUUAACUAAUUUAUAUGCUGUUGGGUAGUUCAAUCUCUAAAAAUGCAUAAUAUGCGUGUCUAAAAUCUGGAACGACGACUAGAGAUGUCAAAUAAAAUUGCUUUCCACCACUGGAUAAAAUAUCUGGCAGUUGUAGACAUGGGCCUGUUGGGGGUUGCUCAUAGACAUUGCUUCAUAUUAUCAUUGAAAAAUAACUGAACACUAAUCGAGUGCGUUGCAGGUUUGUCUCCCAUCAGCCUGUAGAUGUCAGUGCUGCUGCAUGCUGCAUUUACAGCAUCAGCACUGUUUUGUGCAGUGCAUUUGUUCGCUCGCUCAUUUCCUUAUUAACUCCAGCACGACUCGUACCGCCGUCUAAUCCAACUGUUCGUUUCAUUAAUGACCAUAAUAUUAAGCUCAUGCGGCGCUGCAGUGUUGUCGCCAUGGUAGCAAUCUCUGAUGCCCUCUCGACAAGCUAAUCAGCCGUGCCCAAAACAUUUAUUCACAGAUCGAAUGGUUAUAUGUUGUACAGACUAUGGGUGUAAUUGGACAGGCUCAUAUGGCACGACUGAGAGAAUACAAAUCUACAGCAGUGGUAGUUGUUAAUGACAUUUUGGACAGAUAGUGCUCUAUCUCUGGCUCACAGAUGUGCAUAAGGGAGCUUUCAAUGUGGUGUGUUUGUGUGUGUGACUGUGUCUCCAAGCAAGGCUUUUCUGCCUGAGGAUCAUUUUGCGAAAAUGAAAUGACCACAAAUUCUUUUAUUAAGUUUCUCCACUGUAACCAUGAUAGGGAAGGCUCUGCACCGGGCAAUGAAUUUUUAAUUAUUUCCUGUGAAUGAGGGUAUUUUAAUGGGCUGAGUUAAAGCAUCUGGUGUAAUAAUCCAUGUAGGCCGAGCAGGCUGCACUUGUUGAAAGGUCACGAUAUCUGUAAAUCUCCUUCCGUCCAGAGCCUGAAGGUAAAGGUUAUCUUUGCAAAAGUAAUGAAAUAAAAAAAAAAUGACAUGCUCUUCUUUUAUCUUUGUAAGCUACCACUUUACAGAAUCUCGCAAAUUGCCCCUGGAUCUGUGUGUAGACCACUCUCUGACCUUGUUCUAAAGUGGUCGGAAAGACUUAGAUUUAACACAUGCAUGUGGUGGCUAUUACCCACAUGCUACUUGACAUGUGUAGCUUGUAAAAAAAAAGUCUUUGAAACCAAGUCUCGUAUAUGCUAAAGGGUGAGUGGUUUGGCAACUCUGACCCCAACAUGGAGCUUUCUAUCUCCCUUUUACGACACCUCCUCCAGCGCUUUGUGGGGAAUCUUGUCCCCCUAGAAUUUACUGCUGCAAUAUCACAUCUGUAUGUGACCUUUGUGUUCUUAUGACCUUUCACCCGAGGAACAUGGAUCUUUUUAAAACCCAUACUUUCCAUCCAUUAUUUCGGUUGCCUUGCUAUUUCUCUUCCCCUCUCCCAUUCCUCAUUUCCCAGACACCUAACUUUUUUUUCUACUUAUUUUCAACUGGCUUUACAGAGCUGUUUUCCUGCUGUCUAUUUCUGCUUCCAUCGUCUGUUUACAUGUGAUAAUCAGAGACUGACAUAAGACCCCGGGAACAUUUAUUCAUAUACACAUAAGAUCUCUAUUUUGUAGUAUUUUUGCACAUCGCUGCUGUCCCGUGAAAAACUUGUACCUCCAUAAUGUCAACUUUUCAUAAACUAACAAAAAUAGCAGUUUGCAGCUUUGUGAUGAUGCAUUUUUUUCCUAUUAAUUCAACAGAUGGUUUAUUUUAGGAUGUAGAAAUAUCUUCUCAACCCAUAAUCCCAACCAAAUUUGGAGAUACGGGGUAUUCAUUUGACAGUAAUAAUAUCAUAAUGUUAAAGUACAGAUGUCUUGGGCAUAUCCUUGUCAUCAAGAGCGAGAUCUAUGGUUCGUUACCAUUGUGUCACAUUGGCUGAUGUGCCAUGUGUGCAUGUAUAUAUAUAUAUAAUUGUGUCUGUAUGUGCGCGCACACCUCCACAUGUGCACACAAACACGAAAACAAGACCAAAGUUUAAACACAAGUGUGCGACAAGCCGACAUUCCUCCGUCCUCCUGCAUCUUUCAGCGCAACUCAGCUGAGAACAUCAAUUCAUGGUUUCUCUGUCAUCUGACAUCAUCACAUAAAUAGAAUCACACUCAAUGCACGCCGAUUACCAUGGUGAUGUUGUUAUGGCGACCGAUCAAAGGGAGAGGUGAGCUGAUGGGUGUCUGUAUAUUCAGAGUCUUUACUCAUUUAAAAAUGUGCAGUCGAGAGAGAGAGAGAGCUGAGAUGUGAAUUGUGGCCUGAAGGUGAUUGCAGAGAAAAUGUUAAGUGUGUUAUU
Anarrhichthys ocellatus (wolf-eel) is the source of this 3785-nucleotide messenger RNA. RefSeq names its product ras-related protein Rab-25-like. The coding region runs from base 187 to 822 and encodes 211 amino acids. Gene Ontology annotation, molecular function: GTPase activity; GTP binding. The record is from RefSeq and is a predicted model, not a curated record. The transcript is spliced from 5 exons. NCBI's taxonomy places the organism in Eukaryota, Metazoa, Chordata, Actinopteri, Perciformes, Anarhichadidae.